UGUCGCGGAGAAGAUGGAGGGCGCAGCGUACGGAGCGGCCAGGGCCGGGGGAGCCUUCGACCUCCUCACGUUCCUCCAGCAGCCUCACACCAUCCUCCGCACGGUUUCCUGGAUUUUCUCGUUAGUAAUAUUCAGCUGCAUUGCUAACGAGGGCUACGUGAACAGGCCGGACGAGGUGGUGGAGUACUGUGUCUUUAAUCGGAACCAGAACGCCUGUAACUACGCAGUAGGAAUGGGAACGCUGGCCUUCAUUUGCUGCAUGGCCUUCUUGGCACUGGAUGUUUACUUCCCACAGAUCAGCAGCGUGAAGGAUCGCAAGAAGGCCGUGCUCGCAGACAUCGGGGUGUCAGCAUUUUGGUCAUUCGUCUGGUUUGUUGGUUUCUGCUUCAUGGCCAACCAGUGGCAGGUGGCAAAACUCGAGGACAAUCCACUGAAGGAGGGUGCAGACGCCGCUCGUGCCGCCAUCACCUUCUCCUUCUUCUCCAUCUUCACCUGGGCAGGACAGUCCUUCCUGGCUUUCCAGCGUUUCAAGUUGGGGGCGGACUCGGCCCUGUUCUCACAGGACUACACUGACCCGAGCCAAGAUGCCGCCGCCGCUCCAUACAGCGCCUUCACCAGCGGCGAAGAGCCCGAGAGCCCUGGAGGAACAGGCUCGUACCAGCAACCCAACGGAGAAGGAAUGUUUGAUGGGCCUGCAGGAUACCAGCGUCAGGAUUACUAACUACAUGAAGGAAAGGCAAUGUGGAGCUGUGUUACUUCUGGAGUUCUGUAAGGGGGUUUUCACACCUGGCUCGUUUAGAGCAUUUGUUUCGGAACCUGGUGCGUUUUUUCCCUUGGUUCGGUUGAUUUAGACAUACAUCAACAUGGCAAUCGCGCUCCGAAGCAGUUUACUGAGUUUACUGAGAACGCAGUCUGAUCUAAUGAACCAACCUGUAUAGCAAUGCAUGAUGGGAACUGCCUUAUGUAACGUGUUACAUACUGUAGCAUGUCUGUUUAGCUAACAGGCCUAAUAGCUAGCAACAUGAAUUUGAGGUUAACAUGUCUGGUGAAACUUUGACUCUUUUUAAAACUGAUAAAUUCUAGCGAAUACAGAUAAAAGCCACAGUAAGCUCACAGAGCAGCUGACUAUCCAUAUUGACUGAUGAGCGCUAUGAGCAGAACCCCAGAACAUAAACAGAUAGACUAUGGCCAAUGAGAGCGCAGUUUACUCACAUACCUGCGAGUUAUAUAAAAACAUUGCGGUAAGCUUUAAAAUUUUGCCAUGUAGAAGCAAACCGAGCCAAGGAGAGAAGGAUAGGUAACAAUUUGUCUCCUAGUUUCGGAACAAAGUACAGGUCUGGAAACACCCUAAGAGCUGUUCAACAGCCAUCACCAUGAAUUUGACAAAUUUUGAAUGUUCUCAGCCAUCUAGACAGUUUUUUUAUUUGACUUUUUUUUUUGAGUGUCAUCAUUAUGAGUGUUGGGCUUUUUAGAUAUGAAAGAAAGAGCAAUUGAGAAAAAGUAAAGAUUGAUGUUAGCCUUUAAAAAGGUAUACAGUACGCAAUUAUACCAGUUUGCCUUGAAAAUUCAUUUUAUCUGGUGUGUUGUCUGAGUAAUCCAAACCUUAUUCUUGAUGUUAUCAAUUAUAGACAUAUGUUCUGCCAAUAAGCAAGCACCACAGCAGAGGCCAUGCUGAACAAAUUACAGCAUUUACACUAAUUCCGCUUCUUACAUUAGAUCAGAUCUUACAAAUCCCAGUUUAAAAAAAAAAAGUCCGUAUUAGUUUGUAACGUGUAGAAAACGUGUCACACUGAAAAGCAAAACCGUCACCCCAUUGCCCUUAGGCCAUAAUCGCCACUUCCGCAUUAUAAUCUUUCACCACUGUAAAUGUUCGGCGGAUUUGGCAUGGCAUCUUGUCCAUACUGUGUGUAAACAGUGCUCUGUGACUAUGAUGCUGCCUUUUUGGUGAAAAUAAACGACUUUGAUGGGCAGCGAUCGUCUAAUACUACUGUCAAGCUACGAAGCUGCCAUCUAAUAGAAAAGUAAGUGUGUUUAAAAAAAAGUUUGCGAUGAUCAUUUCGUGCAUUUUAAGACUACACACGUGCUUAAAGGUACUUAUAUAUAUUAAGCUUCUGGAUAUUACCCAUUUUACGAGGUUAUUUGGCUAACUGAGACCCUUGAGACAACUGGCUUAUCGCUAAUUGUACUGGAAACUACAAAAAUACAGUAUGAGUAUUGAUGGGUAAUUCUGAAAGAACAACGCUGCGGUCUAUGUUUUAAACUAUAUGCUUUAAACGCAUAUAACGUGCUCUUGUCGACUUCACUUCACUACGUCCACGUGCGUAUCGGCUACGUCACACGAUCCCUUCUUUUUGGUCAUAUAGCGCUGCCGUUAACUAGCCUGUUUUCCUAGCUAGCACGCGAUAACUUUUGCUAACUGCGGCAGCUUGCAUGCUAUCGAGCUAGCUUAUUAAAUAUCACGCAGACAUUUUGCUGUUUGUUGUCAAUGCCACAAAGCAGCUUUAAGUAAUACUUACUUAAAUAUUAUUAAGUACAAAUUCCAAAUUGUUUCUGUAAGUAAUAAGUCCACAGGAAAUUGAGGGAAGUUCGUUAUUUACAUGAAAUUAAACAUGAAGUUCGUUAUUUACAUGUAACCGUAUACAGUACAUCACAGCAAUUCGCCAACGAUUCAAUUUUUUCAGUGUAUUAAAGAACGACGUGUUGAUUUUUAUCUGUAUAGUUAGAAUUUAGGUUGAGGAGCAUUCGCAAAAACACGACAAAUCUCAGAAUACGUGUAUUUACAGUUAUGAUAAAUUACAGAGGCAUCUUACCAAGCGCUGACCCUGAAGACUCCUUCAAAAUACAAAAAAAAAAAUUGCACGUCAGCACUUAACACCAACAAUUACACACAUUCUUAAUUCAAUUAUAAUUAGAGAUCACUAUAGAAAUCACUGUCAGACAUUUCUAGGAAAAAAUAAUGUGGUAAUGUAUCUUUUAGCGUGUUAUAAGUCUCCAUACAUAGAGGAAAAUUAACACUUUUUAGGCAAUUGUCUUCCAAAAUACAUUAUAGUUUAUAUAUUUUUUUUUUCUUAUAGCAAAUAAUUAUUGUUUUGGAUGGAUAGGGAAGCUGUAUGUUGCCUUCUUCAUUAAGGGCGUCUGUGUGUAUUCACAAAGAAAUGACGGUAAUGUAGAGAUUUUGUUGAAUAAAUGUUCAUUUUGCUGAAAAGUGUGUGUAUAAAGGAUUUUGGGACACCGUGCAUUAAUAUUCAAUCUCUGGAACUUUUGUCCCAACUGUUGUCCCAACAGCUUCUGUCCAAUCAGAAACGAGAGUUCAACGCUUUGGAAUAACUCACUUGAAAUUGUUCUUGUAGCAGUGGAUAUGGGUUGCUUGAACACAAUAGUGUUUGGGAUUCUUGAUGUCUGUCUAUAUUAAGGGUUAUUUUAUAUCUAUUCAUUAAUAGCUUUUUUUCUGAACGAGAAGUCGACAAGAGUGCAUAAAAACAGUUUUAGGCCGCAGUCUUGUUUAGACCACUCAACUGUUCAGUAGUUCCACAAGAUAAAAAUCCAAACCGCGAUUAUUUAACUUUUACAAUGGCAGAAUUAACAUUCUUCUCCAGUAUCAGCCAUCGCUGAAUUGAAAUAAAUUCAUAGUCACAUAAGCAUCUGCGAAUAGUCAUGGCUGUAAAAAUGAAAAGUUAUUUAUUGAAAUCCAUCCAUAUUUUCUGUGCUAGUGGAGCUUAUUUUUCAAGAUGAUAUUUAAGUCAUUGUUUUUUUUUUUCAGGCAAUAUUUUUUUGCUGAAUGUUUCUGAAGGAACUGACUCUUUGCUCCAAUGUCAUUUCAUAUAACAGUAUAUAUGUAAAUCUCUAAUUGAAUAUAAAACUUUAUUUUAAAACAUUAUGAUGUGAAAAGUAUACAAAACUCUGGUGUCCUUCUCGCUCGUCCCUCCUGUAUUUACGUGAACGUCUCUCUCUCUCUCUCUCUCUCUCUCUCUCUUUCUCUCUUUCUCUCUCUCUCUCUGUACUGAACAUUUAUUUCUAAAUUUGUCCAAAAAAUAUGAUUUUAUUUUGGAAUAUUACAUAUUAAAAUGAAUCAAUAUAAAACAGUUGGCAGAUGAAACUAUGUAGUUCUGUAAAAUUGUGUGACCUUCUCUGUGUUAUUCUAGAUAGGCUACAGAAAAAAAAAGGAAAGUUAAGGUCUAUUAAGUGCUACUGUUUUUGAUGUAAUGGAUUUUAUGUAUAUU
Molecule: messenger RNA, 4220 nt
Organism: Tachysurus vachellii
Lineage: Eukaryota; Metazoa; Chordata; Actinopteri; Siluriformes; Bagridae
Product: synaptogyrin-1-like
Exons: 4
Coding region: 14-721 (235 amino acids)
Cellular component (GO): synaptic vesicle membrane; neuromuscular junction
Source: RefSeq, a predicted model, not a curated record